Molecule: messenger RNA, 8707 nt
Organism: Gigantopelta aegis
Lineage: Eukaryota; Metazoa; Mollusca; Gastropoda; Neomphalida; Peltospiridae
Exons: 15
Coding region: 292-5112 (1606 amino acids)
Cellular component (GO): nucleus
Source: RefSeq, a predicted model, not a curated record
UCUGUGACCUGACCUACUAAUGGAAACAAAUGUAGCAGGUUUCCUCUGAAGACUACAUGUCACAAUUUAACAAUCAGUGUGCUCCAAUGGAGUCGUUAAACAAAACAUACCGUAAACAGACAUUAACUUUGUAAAGAUUUAGCUCUGGUUUGUCAUAUGGUGGCCAUCUUCAGUUUUGACAAGUUCUUGUGAUUAUUAAUUUGUUAACAGAUAUGUUUCUUUUGCAGCCCACCAAUGAUGCUUACAUAAAUAUAUGACAUUUGGAUAAAAGUGAAUGGAGGUUUAAGCAGCAUGGACCCAAAUCAUUGGUCCAACUAUAACCAAGCGUACAGUCGCCUUGCCUCAGGCACUUUGCCUACAAGCCAUGGCUUUCCACUGUUGGAACAAGCAGCAGGUUUGGGCCUGGGUGCAUCACUUCAGACCCAUGGAGGAGGUCUGGGAUCCCGACCUCUCGGUGCACUUCCGACUGUGAACUACCCUGGUCAUCCGCUGCACAACACCAUGACACAGUUCCUCGACCCCAUUGGAUCACUGCCUUCAUUGUCAGGACAGUCAGCAUACAAAUCCAUGGCCAUUGGUCAAAGUCCAUUUCCAUUUGAUGCCUCUGGACGAUCCACUGUUGACUUACAAGUAACAUAUGCACCAUCCCGUUACUCAUCUGCUACACCAAUCCCUUCUGAUGCAAAACCAUCUCUAUUUGGAAAUGAGCAAGUCUCAAGUAAAGAACAGUCAGUACCCGCUUCUGUGUAUUCAGCGUCUCUCUCGCCAGUCAGCACAGAAUCAAGUCCUAAAGGCUGGGGACUGUCAAAUUUUCUUCCUGCCCCUACAACACCCUUUGGAAAUGUUUCAGAAUCCUUGAGCCCAGAGUAUGGGCCAACCUCCCUAGUGUCCACCCAGCUAGUUCCACCUCCAGCUCAUAACUCUAGUGGAUCCCGUGUCACGACCAUUCAGCGAAACCCGUACUCAGCUGAUAUGCUUUUUACUUCAAGCACUCGAAACGUAAAGUCAUCACAACCUGAAAUUAUUAAUUCAUCUCUUAUGCCAUUGUCUUACAGACAGAGCAGAAGUCAUAAUAGUAGUUCGGCAUCAAAAUCCUCACAUUCUCACAUGUCUCAUCACUACUCUGCAUCACCUUCAGAAAUUGAGGACCUCUCUGCUCCUGCUCAACUGUCAACGUCUCACUUGUCUCGCACUGAGUCACAGUCCCAACUGUACAGCAGCUACAACAUUGUGUCCUCUGAGUUUAGUUCUGUUGGAGCAAACAGCCCUGUUUAUACAACCUCACAGCUUGCAGCUGAUAUGAACUAUGAUCCAGUUAGUCCAGCCACUCCAGAGAUUCCUGCAGAUGCUGACCAUGCUAAUGAUAACCCUUUUUCAUCUAUGUCUCUUCAUGAUCUGGCUGCUCUAGAACAAGCACAGAGAAGUCUGUCUGAGAAAGUUAAUCAUGAACAACAGAGUAGGGAACUUCAUCAGAGCAGAGACUUACAUUUACCUCAUGAUUUACAUCAGAACAGGGAGAUACACCAGAGUAGAGAAUUAAAUCGAAAAGAAAUUCAUGAAGUUGGAAAUCUUCUCCAUAGAGAUCUUCUGCAAAGCAGGGAAAUCCUUCAUCCUAGGGAUUUGCUUCAGAGUAGAGAGAUGCAUCACAGUAGAGAUGUACACCAGCUGUCUGAAGAGAGGAGCCACCUUGUAAAUAUGGUUCAGCAAAUUGGCAUGCAGCACACUCCACCAGGACUGCAUAAUGGUCAAAAUCCACAGAAUGUCCACAGCCCAACACAGCAAUCUCCAAUAAGUAGUGGCAGCCCUCAAAUACCUCUUAGCAGCCCACAUAGUCUAGUGCCAUCAUCGUCAAUUGUCCAGGCGCCACCUCCUGUGCAAGCGAUGGCUGAUUCUACAACAAAGCCAAAACGUGGUCGCGGAAGCAGAGGACCAAGAGGUGCAGCAGCAGCAGCAGGAGUAGUAGUAGGAGGAGGUGGUGGAAGUAAUGGACGGGGGAGACGAAAGAAGUCAAAAGACCUUGAAAUUGCAGACAUGAAUACCCAAGCAUACAUUGCAGACCUACAGAAACACCAACAGGGAUAUAUUAGGGAUUUGCCACCUCAAACACAAUUACCUUCUCAGCACCAAAGCUGUUCUGACAUCCACUCACCAACCUAUAGAACUGGCAUGUCAGAGUCUGUUACACCUGGCCUACAUAGACAGAUGUCUUUGAAUCAGUUGCCAGAACACAUGCAGAGAUCACCAAUGCAAGAACCUCCUCUUACUCCUAGCCUUCAACAAAGUAUUGUCGAACAGAUGCAGGGCAGUCACCAUCGAAUAACUAGCCUUGCUGAGGAUAUGCUCAGCAGGCAGUCUUCAGUUUCAUCUCUGAACAGUGGUCAGCAACAAUCUCCACUACAAGAAGCGAUGGCUAUGAUGACCAGUGGUCAACGUCCACCAUCUGUGUCAAACACAUCACCAUCAAGUCAUACACCAAUGUCCAUGGAGAACAUGGUAACAGGGAACACUGACAGUGGCAGUCUCCCCGGUCAUUCAGACUCUCCUCUCGAACACAGGCAGCUCAAGCAAAUAGGAAAUGUCCAAGAUGAUUCAGUGUUAGGAUCCAUUGAUUCCAGUGGUUAUUCAGUGAAUGGAUUUGAGACUCCUUUUAUUGACCAGCUUGGAGAAAGUCCACAUCAUCAUCAAAUGCAGUCUUAUUCUUCAGAGCAACUUCCCAUUCGAUCUGUUUUAAUGUCACCUGGAAUUAAUUCUGUCAACCAGUAUCAAGAAGCCCUCAGUGAAGGAAUGUCGGUUGGUGCGUAUGGCCAUCCCUAUCACAUGAAUGCUGAUCACCACCAUGUUGCCGACAUGGAUGUGAAUACUGUGGAAUCCACAAUUGAUGAAGUUACUUUUUCCAGCCUUAUUGAUGAUUCAUCUGAUAAAAAUAAACGUAGUCGGACCAAAGCUGAACAGAAACUAUUUCCAUCACUGACAGUUACACCUGCUAUUGAUCAGGAUGAGGACCUUUGUCACUUAGCAGUACCUCCUUCUUCUGACCAUUCUGUUAUUAAAAGGAAGGAAGAACCAGUUAGAAAACCCUUUGGUCACUCAUUCCAAGAUUCAUUUUUGAACUACUUGAUGGGUAAAAAGCAAGAUACACUGGAAAGUGUUAGCAGUAGCACCGUUCAUAAAAAACCUCAGUUGCCAAAGUAUAUUCCUGAACCUCCCAGACCAAGACCUCCACCAAUAACCACUACUAAAACUGAUAGCGACUCUGAUCUGGACAGUAGUUCAUCAGGUGUAGAAUUUUCAGAUAGUGACAGAGAAACCAAUAAAUCUUUGUCACGAGCAGUAGCAAGUGCUAUAUCAAAUCUAAGUGAUGAUGAUACUGUCCCUAUAGUCAGCAAACCUAAAAGUAUUGCAACAAAAACAGGUGAUUUGAAAUUAAAAAUUACAUUACCUCCAAAAUGUGUUUAUAAUGCUAGUGAUGACAGUAAAAUAAAAGGUGGUCGUGCUAGUAAACCGGCUGUCAGUCCAAGGGCUAGUAAACCAGGCACUGCUCCACGAGUUGGACGGUCAAAGGAGGAGGAGGAGGAGGUGGUCGUGGAAAGGGGAAGAGAAAGAGCUUUGACCAGGAGAUGGAGUUCACAGUCCCUGAACAAACUGUUCUUGAAGACAUCCCUGGUUUUUUUUAAUAUUCUCCAUUUUAUGAAGAUUCCUAGUAGUUCUGUAGAUAGAGAAUGGUUGGCACAGGCAAUAGCCUGCCUUAAAACACAAGGCUUGUCUAUUGGUGGGCAUUCAUCCCGUGCAGUUGCCCAUGAGACAGUAAAUGAUGUUUCAGAGUGGUACAACUCGGAUGUGAGUGACUCGACAGAUGACGAGUACAUGCCCAGCGAGCCCGAGCCUGAUGUUGAAAAAGACUACGACUCGGACAAAGACCCGGCUUGGAUGCCGGUUGAAAUGGAUAUAAAACAGACGGGAUAUGAUGAAAUGAUUGACAAUCGACCAAGAAGAAAGAGAUUUCCUUCAAAAGGAAAGAGUACUGUUUUGUUUAACAGUCGAGCCCCAAGAAGUCGCAAUAACAGUGGCCGGCGACGAUCAUCAGUGGUGGAAACUGAUCCCCAAGUACAAGAGCAGCCUGCUGACGUUUCUUUAAAUAAAAUCACUGACCGAGAUUACUUGGAAGACAGUGAUUCUAAGGAUGAGAAAUGUAACGAUUCAGAGAAUUUCCAGAUUGGAAGAUUUCUGAUGGAAAAGAAAGAUUUAGACAAUUAUGAGAAUUACCCCAUCUGGAAACUGGAACAGGGUCGAAUGAUACACAAGUACGAGUUUUUCAUUGAGGAUGGCAAGAUAAAGCACAGAGACGUGUCCACUUACUCCAGCUGGAUGCCUACCAUGAAGGACCAAUUCUGUCCAAUCAGAGUGCGGGUUUUGUCGGUGAACAAGAGUGGUGCCGAACACAAGGAGAUUGUGGAAGUAUUGGAGGAAUACCAGCCAAAACCACCCGUAGAUGGCAGCCUGGAAACGAAGUAUGAAGAUGAUCCAUUGGUUGAUCUGUUCAACGUGUAUCUACAGAUCUUUCUCAGCCAGUCUCUUGAGCCCGGCUUUCUCAAUGCUAUCACAGAGUCACAAGAUAAUUUUUACUUGUCAGCUCUUGAAAAGAUUGACAAAAUGAUUGGGCUGAAGCUAGAAGAUGUAGAUAGAAAAAUCAAAUGGAAACCAGCAUUCAAGGAAUGCUUAAAAUCAAAGCCAGAACUCAGAGAGAUUGAUCGUCCGAACCUCAAACAAAGCUGUCAGGCUUGUGAAAAUUCUAGUCCACCAACCAUCAAAUCGGUUCAUUUUACAGGCAUGCUAUACGACAGGUUUGACCUGGGAGAAUUGCCAGAUGUGGUCGACCACUCAACGUCAGCGGAAUUUAUGAUUGGGAAGACUGCUGCUCAAUUUGUGAACAUUUAUCACAGUUUAUAUCAUUUCAAAUAUAACCUGUAUAAGAAAUGUCUCUCAAAGGUGAAGUUAAUGAAGGAGAGUAUUGACCAGCUUGGGAAUGAAGCUAUCUUAGACCAGUGUCUUCAGAAUAGGGCUUGGGUGCUGAAGAUAUUUGAAGAACUGAAACGACUACUGGACAGAAGCUGACGUGGUUUUUACUGAACAUAAUUACGACAUGUUUGCCUUACAUAGACCUUAUGUUCAUGCAUGGACAUUCAUGAUGGAGCCCACUUGUGCACAAGUCAGCGAGACCAGCUUUAAGACAAAUAGUGCUCAUUUACCAAUAUUUUAAAUUGGAUUCACUUUUACGAUGUUUUGUGGUGGACAACUUUUUAGUAUUUUUUCAACUCGUCUUGUGAUAAUAUGAAUUAAUAAGUUUAAAAAAAAGUUCAUCUUUUGUACUACUAGUGAAGGGAUAUGCUAGUAUAUACAUCAUUGUGUAAGUAACAUGGUGAGUAGUUUCUGUUCUUUUCUUUUCCAGGUUAGGAACAUUCUGGCUAAUUGCCAUUAGCUGUAACUCCUGGUAUGAUGAUAAUUUAAUUAUAGGUGCUUUAGUAUUUAGAUUCUAAAUGUUGAGGAAUUCUUCUGUGAUGGGUUCAUCUGUGUUGGACACUUUGAGUGAGAUACUGUAUGAAAUGUAAAUGUUUUAUAGAUAUUAAAUUUAUAUUAAUAUGAAAUGUAAACUUGCAGCAAAUAUUAAAUGCAUAAAAAUCAUAUUAGAUGACAAACGUGUAUAACUGUUCAACUCCACAUUUUAGCAGUAUCACCAGAGUUCACCAGGUAGACAUUUUUUAUGAUUACAUGGAACUGAUUUCUGUUAUUUACUAAGAUUGUUUCUAAUUUACAUACAUUUAUAUAAAACAUGAGUGUUUUAUAUGAGACAUUUGUUUUUUAUAUAUAUAUAUAUAUAUAGAAAGUAUAUUAAUAGUGUUUGCUUCCUUUCACCUACGUUUGCCACUGUUGCAGUGUUUUACUUGAGAGAAGUAUUUUAAUGUGGAUUUAUAAAUUAAAAUUUUGCACACAUGAGAAUACACAUGCCUUGUGUGUAGUUUUGUAGGAUGAUGAAGUUUCAUCCAUUGAAAAUAAAUUGCACAGCAAGUUUGAGAUACUAACCUGUGCAAUAUCCCUAUUACCAGGUGAUGCCCUCGGCAGAGUGACUCCCAUAGAGUGUUCAGUUGCUUAUAGUAUACCAUGUGAUACGCAGUCUCUUUCGUAUUGGCAAGCUGUGUUCAUUCAAAUAAACCUUUGCUGCAUAGUAUCUCUGAUUUUGUAAUGUUAUAGUUAAUUUAGAGGUCACGAAUUCUGAAGUGAUCUUUAAUACAAUUAUGUAUUUAUUUAGAUUGCCUGUCACUUGUAAUGGAGGAGCACUGAGCUAUGGUAAAGUUGAACUUUUUAAAACAGUACUAAAGGACCUGUCUCAAACACCUGAACAACCUAACUCGUGAACCCCACUCUCGACAAUAUAGUUGUAACCAUGUAAUUCAAACUUUUGAUCAAUGUACUUUUAUGACAUUUUAUUAUAUUUUUGACACAUUAUUAUCAUACAAUACCAUAACACAAAAUAUCAACCAUUAAAUGAAAUUAGUUUGUUAAAGUAAAAAAAAUUUUUUUUUUAAAUAUACCAUUGGUGAAUUUAGAGAGUGGCAAAGCUAGCCUGGCUAUAGUUUUAUGGUGAUAUGUUUCAGUGUUACAUACCAUAACAUGCAGUGAGUAUGCACAACCUUAUUAUAACAGUUUCACUAAACUUAUAAUUGGUUUAUCUGAUUCUUGCAUUAAAAAUAUCUUUGUUUUUAAUACAGAAUGAUUUAGACUUGUUUAAAUGUCUGCUAUCUGAAGGUUGAGAAGCAAAGUGUAUUGUGUAAGAUUAUGGAUUGUGUAAAAGGGAACGUGUGUACUGUGACCAUGUAUAAACAUUUAUAUAAUAUUGAUCGAAGAGAGGGGUGGUGCUGAAAUGUAAUUUUUGUCUUUUGUUGUACAUGUUGCAUAAUCAGAAGAAAAACAAUUUCUGGCUGUAAAUAUUCUCUCAUAAUUUUACAUAUUUGCAUGCUGCCUAUCAGUGUAUAUACAUGCGUGUAUGUUUGUGUGAUAUAACAUGCAUACUAUUGUCAGGAUUAUUUAAAAACAGGCUCUGUUUUUUUUUUUAAGAAAACAUAUUUCUAUACCCAGUCUAAUAUCCAAUUAUGUUUUCCACCGUAGGGGUCGGAGACAUUGCCCAUUCUGUGUGUUCUUUUCUGGAGCUUAUAGACAUUUUGUUUCCUGCCUUGCUCUGUGAGUCACUGCAACUCACUAAAUUGCAGGAACCUAUUUUGUAUACCAUUUGUAUUAAGGUUAUGUGUAAUUUGGUUAAAUAAUGAUAACCAGGGGUGUCAUCAAGUACACAGAACUCUAUAAAAGAAACCAUGUGUAUUAUGAUACAUGUAAUUGAUGUAGUGGGAUUCAAGUGGUCAUUGCUUUAGUUGUACAAUAUAGGGAAAGGUCUUUACAUGGGCUACGCAUGUUCCCGUCUGUUAAUAUUAACAGAAAUAAAUAUUGUUUACACCAAAAUGGUCAACAAGUUGAAGCAAUGGAAUAAAUAUAUCUGCAUUUCUAUGCCCCCAGUAUAAACGAGUUAUAACCAGCUUCUACUUCACAAAUGUUUUCUCUUAGUAAAUGUAUAUAAUAAUACAUCUAUGUAUUAUUUAUCUAAAACCUCAAAGUUAGUUUCAUUUUAAUAUAUUUUUGACAUCUUCGUGAGCAAGAGGUUAAAAAGAAAACUGUAGAAGCAUUGGGUUUUUACUCGGACACCAUCGACCUUGUGUCAUAUUUACUCAAAUUGGACACUUGGUUGGCACUUUUGUUUAUUAAACGGUGUCUGGAAGUGGCAUUGAAUGUUUCUUUUUCCUUCAUUCAACAAAUGGUGCACUGCAGACUAGCACUGGAUAAAAUAGUGGAAGCCUUGAUGGUCCAAUCUUUGUUACUUUGUUCAAAAUCUUGGACAUCCAAUAGCCGAUGAUUACUAAAUCUUGUUAUGUUGUUAAACAAAACAAACUUUUAAACUUUGUUCAAAAUCAUUUUCUUGUCGGUCACUAUUUUCAAGUCAUUAUAUUUACUGUUAUUUUGACAAAGAAGUAAUGAUAAAAUUGUUUUUUUAAGAGACUUGUUUUGUUGCAAAACCCCCUAAAACAAACAUGUUACAGAAUUCCAGUGUUUUUCAUAUAUGUAAAUUCAAGUGUGACAAACCAUAUCACAGAGAUGGUUUGCAUACCGUAUAAUUUAUUUCUAGUCACAGAUUUAUGUAUUACACUUGAAUUAAUCUUUUAGAUAUACAUUUAUUAUCAAAUUAGAUAAAUUAUUUAUAUUAUUUUCUGAAAUAAUGAAAACCCAAUCACCAUAUGGCUAUAAUUAUGAUAAAAAGUAUAUUUUUUGCCUUUGAUUCUACUGUUGCUUGGAAGAAAUAUUCUAUUCAGUAUAAUGUAGAUUGUUAAACUCUAGUUGUGGAUGUAUGCUUACCUCAUAGACAAUUUGCAGAAAAGAUAUAUUAAUAAAAAUUGUACUAUGAUUUUAUUUAUUUGAUUAGUUUUGUGAUUGUUGAUUUUCUGUUUAUGGUCAGAGUAGAGCUAAUGAUGUGAUUUUUAGAGUAACAUUGCACGUUUGGUUCUCGUCAGUAGUGUAGAUUUUAAACUGUGUUGGUGUGAAAUCAUCAUGGUAUUAUUUAAUGUUACUGUUUGUAUUCAUCUGUUUGUUAAAUAAAGCUGAGCAGCUG